UGAUAAUGGUCAGGUUCUGGGGGCCUCAGCUGACUUGAAAAGGUUAAAAGAAGCAGAAGCAGAGUUUCAGCUCAGUUAGGGAGGGCUCAGUAUGACUGCAGCAGGAUAGGAGAAUACUAAGUUUGGGUGGUUUGUUUUAUUUGGAUUCAUAAUGGACAAUUAAUCUGUUUUCUGUUAUUGCCAUAAAUUCUGUUAAUGUGUGAUUGAUGUUUCAGCUUCAUAUACAUUCAAAGUGCAAACCACCACUACCAUUAUCUAUAACAGUCACAAACUAAAAAUAGGUGAUCCAUUACAUAAUGUUAUGGUUGUUUAAUGAUGGUAAACUCGACUCAGGUUCCAUAUUUUGCACUUUCUGCCUACUUGGACACUGGGGUUUUUAAAUAUUUAUAUUUCAUGAUUCUUAUGUGUCUAUAUAUUCUAAUUAUGUGUGCCAAUCUUUUGCUCAUUGUGAUUAUCUGUAUGAACAGAAGCUUACAUGAACCUAUGUACAUAUUUCUGUGCAGCCUGUUUGUAAAUGAACUGUAUGGUAGUACAGGGUUGUUUCCAAUGCUUCUGGUUCAGAUUCUCUCUGACAUUCACACUGUUUCUCCUUUCUUUUGUUUCCUGCAGAUUUACUGUGUGCAUUUCUAUGGCAGUGUAGAAUUUUUCACGAUAGGUGUCAUGUCUUAUGACAGAUAUCUUGCUAUUUGUUAUCCUCUACAAUAUAACACACGUAUGACAUCCAGAAAGGUUGCAAUCCUUACUGCAUUUGUUUGGUUAUACAGUGUACUCUCAACUGUUGUCAUAUUGUCUUUGAGUGCUCCUUUACAACUGUGUGGCAACACAAUUCAAAAAGUGUACUGUGACAACUACUCCAUUGUUAAACUGGCAUGCUCUGACACAACUGUCAAUAACAUUUAUGGACUCGUUUACAUAUUUACAGUCAUUGUUUCUCUUAUCAUUUUAAUUCUUUACACUUACAUGAGGAUUCUUAAAGUUUGUUUUUCAGGUUCUAAACAGACCAGACAGAAAGCUGUCAGUACCUGCACACCUCACCUUGCUUCCCUGCUGAACUUUUCUUUUGGUUGUUUCUUUGAAAUUGUGCAGAGCAGAUUUGAUAUGAGCAGUGUACCCAUUAUGUUGCGUAUUUUUUUAUCAUUAUACUGGCUUACAUGCCAACCGCUCUUCAACCCUGUAAUGUAUGGACUAAAUAUGUCCAAAAUCCGCAUCAUAUGCAAAAGUCUUUCUUUUGGUAAAAUAAUCUAGAAUGCUCUAUGACAUAUGUCAUCUCACAAAUUUACUCAUGUUUUUUUUAAUAUGUGACAGGGAGAGGUCUUACAGGCUAUGGCUUUAGCCUACCCCUUUUCUUUCUUUUACUUGAACCAUUAUUUUGUCACUGCGUAAGAACCCAUUUCUGUGUACAGUUUUGUUUUUACAAUUUAUUUUACUUUUAGUUGAGAAGUUUGAAUUCUUAAGCUUAGUUAAACUUAAAUUACAAAAUAUGUUGAUGUCCGACAUAGUCUCCGAUUGUAGUCAUCCCUUAAAUCUUUAGUUGGAUUACAACUUGGUUUAGACAAGAUGUUGUUUGUGAAUGUACAUGACACAGGUUUCAUCCUUGUUAUAGAGACUGACUGUUGAGCACCUAUGGCAAAUUACUAAAUACAACUCUCAGAAUUAAAUCUAUAAUCCGUAUUAAUAAAUCCCCAAAAAAUUUAACAACUAACUUCUUUUCUGUAGAUUUGUGGUUUCAACAAUAGGUAGUGCUGUGCCUCCUCCUGCAGUUAACACAAUACUGUUUUAGAUUUUUGACAGCUUUUUUAGGAUUGUGGUAAUAAAACUAUAGGUCUUAGCUAUGAUGGAUAGAUCAGAAUUUUACCCCUGCACCAUCUUAAUCCCAUCAAUUUUUCUUUGUUUCCUCAUUUUUCCUGUCAUGUUUUAUUUUGUAUUUUUGUAUUUUUUAUGUUUCGAGAUGUCAUUGUAACCAACAUGCACGAGUACAUCUUGGACAACUGGGUGUUGUGGGUGCCAGGAUGUUGGAAAUCUCCCAGGAUGUCAGUCACCUUUGUGCUUGGAAAGCAAUAGGUCACUGCCAUUUAUUUUUUCACAUUUGUAAUUGCAUGGGACAAUGUUGCAUUUGAGGCCCAUCCAAGAAUGGUUUCCCUUUUCCUCAAUUGUUGAAGAUCAUAUGGAUUAGAACAGGACUGUGCAUUUUUGUUUCUUUCCCAUCUGUGCCUCUUUGUUUUGUUGUCAAAUUGUGUAUCUGACAGUAUUUUGACACAUUUUGAACCAAAGGCCACUUGGUUUGGAUUAUUUUUUUUAUUUUUAUUUUUUCUACUUCAUUCUAUAAAGUAAAGAUGACUCAAUCACUUUUGCAUAGUUUGUUGCCAAAAAUGCACACAUGUGACCCUCAAGCCAAACAUUUAGGGUGGUUAACAGUAAAAGGACACUGAAUUUAAAAAAAACAAUGGAUUUCGGUCCGUGUAUGUUUUGGUCAUUGGAUUUUCCUUUCAGAAACGGAUAUUAAAAACAGGAAACGAGUGGUUAUUUGAUUUUCGUUUUAAAGUACAAAAAUGAAAAUUGAAAUACAAGGCGUUUUUCUUUUUCAUGGUCAAAAAGGGAUGAGUGAAAUUAAAAAAAUGAUUCGAUUUUCAUUUUCUAUUUCAUAUAACAACAAAUAAAAUCACUAGAAAACAGAAACGGAAA
Molecule: messenger RNA, 2682 nt
Organism: Dicentrarchus labrax (European seabass)
Lineage: Eukaryota; Metazoa; Chordata; Actinopteri; Moronidae
Product: olfactory receptor 6N1-like
Exons: 1
Coding region: 313-1245 (310 amino acids)
Biological process (GO): G protein-coupled receptor signaling pathway
Cellular component (GO): membrane
Molecular function (GO): G protein-coupled receptor activity; olfactory receptor activity
Source: RefSeq, a predicted model, not a curated record